Messenger RNA from Exophiala oligosperma, 1053 nucleotides. RefSeq lists its product as uncharacterized. The transcript has 2 exons. Gene Ontology annotation, molecular function: nitronate monooxygenase activity. The record is from RefSeq and is a predicted model, not a curated record. Bases 1 to 1053 code for a protein of 350 amino acids. NCBI's taxonomy places the organism in Eukaryota, Fungi, Ascomycota, Eurotiomycetes, Chaetothyriales, Herpotrichiellaceae.
AUGUCGUCCCCACCGCCUCUCACCACCCCGUUGACAAAGUUGCUGGGUAUCAAAUACCCAAUCAUGCUCGCUGGCAUGGCUCGUACCUCAGGCGGUCCGCUCGCCGCAGCAGUGUCCAACGCCGGUGGCAUAGGCACGAUAGGUGGACUAGGGUAUACACCAAAGCAGCUACAAGAGAUCAUAGACGAACUGAAAUCCAACCUGAGCGAUCCCUCGCUCCCAUUCGGCGUGGACCUGGCACUUCCCCAGGUAGGUGGUAAUGCCCGCAAGACGAACCACGACUACACACACGGCCAACUCGACGAGCUGAUCGAAGUGACCAUCCGUAACGGCGCAAAGAUCUUCGUGUCUGCGGUCGGCGUCCCGCCCGCCAGGACGAUCAAACGCCUCCACGAAGCCGGAAUCCUGGUUAUGAACAUGGUCGGUGCGCCGAAGCACGCCGAGAAGGCUCUCAAGGCGGGCGUGGACAUCGUCUGCGCGCAGGGUACCGAGGGCGGCGGUCACACCGGCGACAUCGCCAACAGCAUCCUCAUCCCCGCGGUGUGCGAUGUCGCGAAGAGAUACAAGUCGCCCCUGACGGGAGAGCCAGCGCUCGUGGUGGCCGCCGGUGGAAUCUACGACGGGCGCAGUCUGGCGAGCAGUCUGAUGCAAGGCGCCGUCGGAGUUUGGGUCGGCACGAGGUUCGUCGCGGCCGAAGAGAGUGGCGCGAGCAGAUUGCACAAGGAGGCGGUGGUGAGUGCCGAUUUCACAGACACCCUGCGCACGCUGGUCGUGAGUGGGCGGCCCCUGCGGUGUAGGAUGAACGAGUACGUGAAGAAGUGGGAAGAUCAGCCUGAGCGAAUCCGGGACUUGACAGAAAAGGGCAUCGUACCCAUGCAGUACGACCUGGAACAAGAGAAUGAGAUUGACAUGCCGUUCCUAAUGGGGCAGGUCGCGGCCAUCAUCAAGGACGUCAAGCCGGCCAGGGCGAUCGUCGAGGAAAUGGUCUCUCAGGCCGAAGACAUGCUGAGGUUAGGAAGCUCAUAUAUCGGGGGUCCGCGAAGUAGACUAUAG